Molecule: messenger RNA, 1704 nt
Organism: Lotus japonicus
Lineage: Eukaryota; Viridiplantae; Streptophyta; Magnoliopsida; Fabales; Fabaceae
Product: monothiol glutaredoxin-S17
Exons: 3
Coding region: 62-1525 (487 amino acids)
Source: RefSeq, a predicted model, not a curated record
UGUUUGCAUUAUUAUUUCAUUCAUUCAUCGAUUUCGACAGUGUGUGAGACUCCGAAGCAGAAUGGGUGGUUCAGUGAGAGACGUGAAGUCAAAGGCGGAGCUCGAUGAGGUGGUGCACGGUGGCGCCGCCGUGGCGCUUCACUUCUGGGCAUCAUGGUGUGAAGCUUCCAAACACAUGGAUAAAAUCUUCUCUCACUUGUCAACUGAUUUCCCUCAUGCUCACUUCCUUAGGGUUGAAGCUGAAGAACAGCCUGAGAUUUCUGAGGCUUAUUCGGUUUCUGCUGUUCCUUUCUUUGUCUUCUGCAAGGAUGGCAAGACCGUUGAUACCUUGGAGGGAGCUGAUCCUUCAAGUUUAGCAAAUAAGGUUGCUAAAGUAGCAGGCUCAGUUAACCCUGGUGAAGCUGCAUCUCCUGCCAGUCUUGGAAUGGCUGCAGGAUCUGCUGUUCUUGAAACAGUGAAAGAAUUUGCAAAAGAUUCGAAGGAAAAAAGUCAAGUUCAAGUUGGUCAAAGUACUCCUCUAAAAAAGCGAUUGCAGCAGCUUAUUGACUCCCAUCCUAUCAUGCUUUUCAUGAAAGGAAGUCCUGAAGAGCCACAAUGCGGAUUUAGCAGAAAAGUUGUUGAUGUUUUGAAGAAAGAAAAGGUCAAAUUUGGAAGUUUCGAUAUCCUGUCAGAUUUAGAGGUUCGUGAUGGCAUAAAGAAGUUUUCUAACUGGCCUACGUUCCCUCAGCUUUACUGCAAAGGAGAACUUCUUGGUGGGUGUGACAUAGCAAUUGCUAUGCAUGAGAGUGGAGAAUUACAUGAGGUUUUCAAAGAUCAUGGGAUUGAUACCGUUGAUGAAACACAAGUAUCAGAUUCAGGAAAUGCCAAGGGUGGCAUUUCUAAAUCUACUGAUCUGAGUACAACCUUAACCUCUCGGCUGGAGAGCCUGGUAAACUCAAGCCCGGUGAUGCUGUUUAUGAAGGGAAAACCAGAUGAACCGAAGUGUGGUUUCAGUAGGAAGGUAGUUGAAAUUCUUCAGCAAGAGAGCGUUCCUUUUAACAGUUUCGACAUUCUUACUGAUGAAGAAGUUCGUCAAGGACUCAAGGUUUAUUCAAACUGGUCUAGUUAUCCUCAACUAUAUAUCAAGGGGGAGCUUAUUGGCGGAUCAGACAUUGUGUUGGAGAUGCAAAAAAGCGGAGAACUUCAGAAGAUUUUACAUGAGAAAGGGAUACUUCCAAAGGAGACCAUUCAAGAUCGUCUGAAGAAAUUGAUUGCCUCUUCCCCUGUGAUGCUCUUCAUGAAGGGUACCCCAGAUGCUCCAAGAUGUGGUUUUAGUUCCAGAGUUGUAGGUGCCCUUCAAGAGGAGGGUGUGGAUUUUGGCCACUUUGAUAUACUGACUGAUGACGAGGUGAGACAGGGAUUGAAGACAUUCUCAAACUGGCCUACCUUUCCUCAGCUCUAUUACAAAAGUGAGCUGAUAGGUGGUUGCGAUAUUGUGAUGGAGCUGCGAAAUAACGGGGAGCUGAAGUCGACUUUAUCUGAGUAGUUUUGUUAUUAUUCCAUAAAAUAACUGGGGUUGUAUCUUUGAAGCCAUUUUGGCUGUGUGUAUUGGAAUUUGGAAAGAGUCUGAUGAUACUAUACAUGACCAUUUUCGACCUGGUGUCAGGGAGGUUGUGUUGUUCGACAUUAUGAUGUUCUAUUUAUAUAUCACCUGAUUAGAGGCUA